CUCUCACUCUCCUCUAUGCUGCUAUUCUGGGAAGUGGCGUUUGGAAUAACCCCCGUGUGCGUACGAGUGUGUGUGUGCGUGUGUCUCCUGAUUUCACCCUCACACACGCACACAUACACACUCACAACACAGUGAGACGCGCACACUUUACUGUCUGUCUGACUGCAGCAGCGGCAGCAAGAAAUCCGGUCGGAAAGGAUUCCUUCCAUUUUUACGCGCAACUUUUCCUCCUUCGGCUUCCUCGCCGCGACGUUUCCCCCCGACUCUUGUGGAUUUCUAACCCCCGUCUCCUGGCUGUUUCCAGCGGACAAACAACGAGGUGUCACCCCGGACACGGGUCUCCUGUCAGAGGGUUGCUUGUUGUCAUUUUCGCUCAGGAAGGACACGCGCAGCCGGAGCGCAGACUGAAGGAGCUGUGACGAGUUUUGGACUUUCUAAACCGAGCCAGAGGACAAAAAGCUACACCAGGAUGGCCACGUGAGGACACUUCCUGUCGGGACUCCGGCUGAAACUGAGCAGAGUAACAGGUCUUUGAUUGAGAAACUGGAUGACCUCCGAAGCUAAAGAAAGAGGAUCUCCAAACACUUUUCCCUGAAGAAAAAAUUACUCAAGGAUUCUUCUGUCUUUGGAUGAACUGGAAAGAAAAACAACGCACGGCAACAUUAGUGUUUACAAAAUGGCAAAAGGAGAGAGACCUUUCUGAUGUUAUCCACUAAGCCUGGCUUUCCAGUCUAUUUCUGCAAUGGACGGGUACUUCCUGUUUCUGUGAACGUGUUGGCAGCCAUCAAAGGUUCAGCUAUCAUGCCUGGUAGUUUUGGGACCUUGUAACCCUUGAAAACCCUCCCAACUCCCCCACCAGCCCCUCCCUCCUUCCUCUUCUAACCCCCGGAAGAGCUUCACAAAAAUGGAGGCUCAUGAAUCAGCUGGGCAGAGAGGCCCAGGUAAGGACCUAGUGAAGGAGAAGGCAACUCUUCAAAGAAAGUGGGCAUCCGAGCCUUCUGCUAACACAAAACGAAGCACUUUUGCUGACCCGGACUCCAAACACCGUGAGAGUCUGCCGUGUGGUGCCACGGUUGGAUCAGCGCCCCAACAGAAGUACGCAAUUACAGGGAAUUCUGGGAAGCUGCUAUCAGGACCUUCUGCAGUUGGAGCCAUGGGAGGCCCACCAUCUCAAGACCCCCAAGGGCACUUUGCACACGGGUUCCCAAGGGGAUACUCCUACCAGCUGGGCCAGCCGUACCCUCAGCACCCCCAGCCUGAGCGCUUCCUGUCAGGAGCCAAACCCCAGCCAGGUCUAGAGCCACAUGCCUGGCCUUUUGCUGGCCAGUUGCCCUCGGAUGAUCUGUACCCUGUAGGACACCCGGGACACACUCAUCCUCAUGGGGCUGGGGCAGGGAGGUUUCCCCGCCAGAAAUCUCCCAGUUUACCCAGCUCCUUCGGACAGUAUUCUCAAUCGGGCCCUGAGCCUGGAGAGGAGGGCUACAGCAAAAAAGAGCUGAAGCCCAAAAAGCCCGGUAAGUAUAUCUGUCACUACUGCGGACGAGCUUGCGCCAAGCCUAGCGUCUUGAAGAAGCACAUCCGUUCCCAUACUGGAGAGAGGCCAUAUCCAUGUGUACCAUGUGGCUUUUCCUUCAAAACCAAGAGCAACCUUUACAAGCAUCGCAAGUCCCACGCUCAUGCCAUCAAGGCUGGACUUGUGCCAUUCUCAGAGCUAGCUGUGGCUCGCGGUGGGGACAUGGACCAGGCGUCUCCAGGGGGGGAUGCCGAGGUCCACUCAGACGGGGAGCAGAGUACCGACACCGAUGAGGAAGGUUUGGAGGGCUCCACCAUGCUGACGGACAAAGACAGCCCCAUCCCGCAGAUCCCCUUUGAAGCUGACAAGAAUACAGGUGGUGGGGAGCCGGCAUAUGCAGACCAAGCUGAAGAGCUGCUUGUGGCUAUGAAAGUGCCUAUCCUUAUUGUACCCAAGGCUGGGGGAGUACCCUCCACAGGAAUGGAGUGCCCACCCUUUCAGGACGUAAAGGGUUCACACCACAUGUUGGCAUCACACGCUGGCAUACGAGCGCAUUCACUGGAUGAUUCCCCUACCAUCAAACAACGUUUGGCCCUGAGGAUAAAUGAGAAGAAGGGUCAGGACUCGGACUCUAUCAUGUCCCAGUCCUUAAACCUCCUCAGUCCUCACAGCAAGGGCAGCACAGACUCUGGAUACUUUUCCCGCUCUGAAAGUGCAGAGCAGCAGAUCAGCCCUCCGAAUAAUAAUGUCAAGACGUACGAAGAGAUUAUGUUUGGUCGGACUUGGUACGGCCGACCCGACUCCAGAUCCAGACAGUCUAUUGCAGUUGGCAUGGCAGGCGCAGACCCCAGCAGCCUCACUAGCUUAAAGCAAUCAGGUGCUAUUAUGGAUAUGGGGAAGAUAGCUGAGGAUCACAUCUGUUUCAGGGGAGAUGUAGGAGUCUCUGGAGAUCCCAAGCAGUAUCCAACAGGACCCUGUCAAAGCAGCACAGGCCUUCUCGAGCCUCCAUCAGAUUCUGGGCACCUUAUUAGGAGUAACUCCAUGCCAACAUCCUCCCCCUCUAACCUAAGUGUGCCCUCAGCAAUUCGAGGCAGUCACUCAUUUGAUGAGAUGAUGGCGCCGGAUGAUGUGUUUUACCCACCAGGGCGCAGACUGACAAGGCAGGCUGCAUUUGAACAUUCAGCCAAUGAAGCCCACGUAGGGGAGGCUGAGGGCUUUGGACACAUGCCCAAGAAUAUAGCUUCAUCUCUGGGUAUGAAGCUAGUUGAGCGCAACCCAGGAGUCCCUGAGCACAUUUCCUACAGCCCAUAUGGUACUAAAAUUAGCAUGUCAGAAAUAGCCACAAGAAAAAGGAGGAAAGAGAAGAGUGUUGGUGAUGAAGAGGACAGCCCCGGGCACUGCGACAGUAGCUGUAGUGGUUCAGUGGAGAUGAUAGGGGACUGCGAGUUUAGACAGGGUAGUUUUGAUGGGUCGAGGGGAACUCCAACAGGAAAGGGCUCUCUUUACAGCGCUCACAGCCAGUCCGACAGCUUUGACACCUGUGCCAGCAUGUGCUCUGAGGACAAUGCAUUAUUUCCUGACUUUGAGGGCAGGAAGGCAGCUGUGAAUGUCAUAUCAGUCAUCCAGCACACCAACUCCCUCAGCCGGCCAAAUUCCUUUGAGAAGUCAGAGUCCUUUGAGCAUCCAGGAUAUCAGCCUUCGGAGAAAGCUCUAUCUAGCCAGUACUCUGAACAAUCUGACACAGAUAUCUUUGAGGAUGCUUUAAGUCCUGAAUCCGCCCUACUGCUUAGGGCAGAGAGUACAGAGCGUGACAGCGACCAGGCCUCCCUCUCAUCUUCGUCAGCUGCACCAUCCCCUGGCCAGCCUUAUCAAGUCCCGCCCAAGCUAGUCCGACAACCCAACAUCCAAGUUCCUGAGAUCAGGGUUACGGAGGAUAAAGAUACCGAAUCUCCAAUGACGAAGGAACCGGAGAAGCAGCCGCAGCAUGUGGAGGAGUUCCAGCUGCCACAGAGGAGUGAUACCCUCGCCCAGAUGCCAUCGGAAAAGCUACCGCCCAAGAAGAAGAGGUUGCGCCUGGCGGAUAUGGAGCACUCAUCAGGGGAAUCCAGCUUCGAGUCAACGUGCACCAGUCUUUCUCGCAGCCCCAGUCAGGAGAGUAACCUUUCCCACUCCUCUUCCUUCUCCAUGUCCUUCGACAGAGAGGAAGGCCUCAAGUCUGCCUCACCCACCAAACAGGAUGAUUCUUCGACUUCUGGUGGUGGACCAAAGCAGUCGGAGUUCCUGACGGUACCUGGCAGUGGUCAUUCCAGCCACCACCAGCAGAGGGAGAUGAGGAGGUCUUCAUCGGAGCAGGCACCAUGCACGCUGCCCACAGAGUUUCCUGAAAUGCGCAGCAAAUCGUUCGACUACGGAAGCUUGUCCUCCUCGAGACAAGGAGAGAUAUACUCGAGUGCCUCUGCAAUGAAGGAACGCCGGCGAGGGUAUCUUGUCCGACAGGCUUCACUGAGUGUUUAUCCAGAGGCAGUGGUCCAGGAACCAGUGGGUGCUGAGAUGUCGAUCAAACAGGAGGUUCUGGAACAUGGGGCAUGGCCCGGCCAAUCAGGAUCCCCCCACAGCAGCAGCGAUAUACCCGGCAGAACCAAGAGAGUUGGCAGUAGCACUGCUGGUAUUGGAUCUCACCAACACCAACAGCAUCAUCAGCACCUCCUUCAGCAGAGUAUCAGCGAGGACAGCCUGCAGGAUGAACCUCUCUAUGCCAGGUCCCAUCAGCAUCGCCUGCAGGCUCAGGGCUCGUCAUCUGAAGGAGAAUAUCAAUGUCAUGAAGUCAUGAAUAAGGAAGUUAUCCAGCACUACCAGAGUGGUCCUCCAUAUCUUUCCUACCAGCAACCAGGGAUUUACUGGGGUCAGGAGGCCGGUCAGGCAUCCAGACAGCAGCUGACCCUCCAGGCCCAGCAGCAACUGCAAAAACUCCACAUCAGAUCACCAGGCUCCGUAUCUGGACACCCGCUGCACAAACAACCACCACUCCACUCCCUGCAGCAGAUCCACGAUCAGCAGCCACAUGACGGGAAAUCAGAAAGCCCAAGUCCUCAGAUGUACGCUGCCUCUUUAUCAUCUCGCACCUCUCCCAUGUCCCAGCAGAACUUUGCUUCUGUUUCCUCCAAGCAUUCACUACCUAGCACCACUACCACCUCCAUGCUUCUGCAGCAGGUCCAACCUGUCUUUGCUACCCAAAACCUGGGCUCCCAUGCCGCUCUACCUGGUAUUGUGGUUCCUGUGCGGAUCCAAACACAUGUGCCGUCAUAUGGUAGUGUUAUGUACACCAAUGUAAGCCAGCUGAUGACUAUGCAUGGAAGUGGGGCACAAGGGGGUAGGCCUGGUGGUGCUGACAACAACAGCAUGUCUCAGCAAAGUCUCAGCAAACCACCUGGAGGAAUUGGAGGAGGCAUAAGUGGGUCAGGUUUCAACCUAUCACACUUCCUCGGACAGACUGAUGGUUCAGCGCUGCGUUACCCUCCCUGGAAGACUCCAGAUUCACUACCAGAGCAACGCUUAAACACAGGAAUCCCAUUGUCGCUAACAUCAGGCACCAUAUCCACCACAGAUGCCUCGGGAUCUGGCAUCGGAGGCAGCAAGCGCAUGCUUUCCCCCACCAGCUCUCUGGAGCUCUUCAUCGAGACUAAGCAGCAGAAAAGAGUGAAGGAGGAGAGGAUGUAUGGACAGAUAGUCAAGGAGAUGAGUGCAGUGGAGCUGAGUGGAAGUGAAAACAGUGGCAAGCUUGAAAAGGGCAGAGGUCAGCGAGCCCGUCUGAAGAGCGAGGGAUCCAUGGAUGACUCUGAAAGGAUGUCCUCUUCUCCUCCACUAAGUGACUUCCCCGUUGCCACCAAGAUUGCCAUUCCUGUCCGAUCCUCUGCCCCCCAGCCGUCUGAUGUUCCCCGGGCCGAGAGCUUCACUCCUCCUCUUCAGAUUGUCACAGAUCGCUCACCAUCUUCAGGUGGACGGGACUCCCCGGAGGAACUCGAUGUGGACGAUUCGAUCCCAGAGUUCAGCUCCAGCCCCCAGUUCAUGGUGUCCUCCAACGAUGCCGAGGACACCGACAACACAGAUCAACCCGGUAAAGUCCCUGUUAACAUGCUAGUUCAGCUAGCUGCCAACCAAAGCGCAGGAUUAUCCAGAGCGAUGGGCCAGACGAUGGGCCAGACGAUGGGCCAGACGAUGGGCCAGACGAUGGGCCAGACGAUGGGCCAGACUCUGCUUCUCACCGAUGUGGCCGACGUCCAGCAGUUUUGCCAGUUCCCAAGCCUGCGCACUAUGAGCAAAGUCAGCUGGUGUUUCCUGAACUACACCAAACCCAACAGCACCCAAACUACCUUGCACAACUCUGUCUACAACUCGUGGUAUGUGAGCUCAUACAACCCCAAUCCUCUGAACCUCAGCACCAAGGCUGCAUUGGCCCAACUGAGGUCCAAACAGAGGAGGGACUCUGAUUGGAUUUACUCAACCGCAGCCAUGUCGCCUCCCAGCUCUGGAAAGCUGGUGUCGUCUGUGGCCUGGAAGCUGAGGUUGGAUCAGUUGAAACCGGAGUUGAUGCCAGUUGAUGUCAGUCAUUUUGGGAGGAAGAUGAAGGGCGUUGUGUCGUGGGAUCGUUCGAAGGAGGAGCAAGUAGAGAAGGAGGUUUCGGCCAAACAACCAUCCGCCGAACCGUCACGCAUCAAGAUCUUCGAAGGCGGGUAUAAAUCCAACGAGGACUAUGUUUAUGUUCGAGGUCGCGGUCGGGGGAAAUAUAUCUGCGAGGAGUGCGGCAUCCGCUGCAAGAAGCCGAGCAUGCUGAAGAAACACAUCCGCACACACACCGACGUGCGGCCCUACGUCUGCAAGUUCUGCAACUUCGCCUUCAAGACCAAAGGAAACCUGACGAAGCACAUGAAGUCUAAGGCUCAUAUGAAAAAGUGUCUGGAGUUGGGAGUCUCCAUGUCUUCUGUGGAGGACAACGAGGCGGACGAAGGAGAUGUCGGGGAGGAAGGCCAGCGGUGUGAGAAGACGUCUCGAGUCUCGCUGGAUCACCAGUUCUCCGACGCCGACGACUCGGACGACGACGGCGACGACGUGGACGAUGACGACGAAGACGAGGACGACUACGAUGGCGACUUUACGCCAAAAACCCGCUCUCGCUCCACCAGCCCUCAGCCGUUCAGCCUGCCCUCCAUGUCCAUCACCGCCAUGGCCUCCUCCCACCCUCACCUCUCUCACCUCGCUCACCCCUCGGACCUCAUGGGGAGCGCCAACAAACCGCCGCUUUUCGGGUAUUUCACCACCGUGCCGAGCAUCCAGAUCACUCCUCAGGCUCCACCGAUCAUCCACAGCCAGGAGGAGUUUCAGAGGAAUCAGUUCCUUUCUCCCCCCUCCAUGGAUGAAGACCUCCCUGCUCCAGACCCUUCCUCUCGCCUGUCCUCCCCCGGGCUAGAAAUCUCCCGAUGUCCAUCCCCGAUCUCCCCUUCUUCGUCCCCAUCGUCCCGUCGAUAUCUCUCCCCACGCCGCGAUCUUUCACCUUGUGCCGGACAUCUUUCACCCCGUCGAGACCUCUCCCCAAUGCGUCAUAUCUCCCCAAAGAGAGACCUUGCAGGGGGUUACAGACGAGACCUCUCCCCGAGGAGGGGUCACCUCUCGCUGCUCUCCCCUCUCUCACGGCCUACGUCUCCAGCAGGAAGAGACUACAAGCGAGACCUUUCACCCCGAGGACGUCACAGAGCGAUGAUCCGGGCGGUGUCCCCCCGUCGAGGGCUGCACCAACACCUCCACCACCCGAGCCAGCAGAGUGGAUCUCGGGGCCUGAGGCAGGGUCACCAGGCGGAGCUCGGCAUUCUGGGACGUCAAAGAACCGGAACGGAGAUGGAGACGGAACAUUGUCUGGAAUCCUUGUCGCCAGGGGAACGGGACCAGUGCAGUAACCGCGGUAACCAGUCCAGCCCGCCUCACCAAGUCCUGUUUAGUCACCUUCCUCUCCACUCCCAACUCCAGGUGCGUUCUCCAUUCCCAAUGAUCCCCAUCGGAGGGAUCCAGAUGGUUCACUCCGUCCCGCCCCCCGUCACCUCCGCUCUGAGCCAGAAAAAGCUUCAGAAAAACAGCUCGGAGGACUCAACAGCCAGUGAGGCCUCUCAUUUCACCUCCCUGGAAGAAAGGGGAGUCAUCGUAGGAGUAGGAGGAGGAGGAGGAGUGAGGUUAGAGCAGGAGGAAUACAUCCAAACCUGCACCAAGGCCAUCGCUUCCCUCUGCAUCGACUCGCAGGAACUCAGAGGAGGUGGAGGAGGGAAACAUGGCGGCAGAGCUCCUUCAUUAUCCUGUUCUUCAUCGUCUGAACAGCCGUCAGUCUCCAGGUCGCCGCCAUCUCCUCACCCUUCAUCUUCUCCUCCUCAAGGUCCCGGGAAACAGCACUUUAGCUCCUCCUCCUCCUCAGAAACCCUCCAUCCUCCAACAGUGUCCAAACCUCUGAGGCUGGAGAGGGAAAAGGAGGCGGAAAGCACAAAGAGAAGCAAAGACGUAUCGUAGGGUAUUGUUUGUUUUGGAUAAUAGGAAGGGAUGAAGUGCAACAGAGAGAGAAAAAUGACUUUUGCACACUUUACACAUUUUCUCCUACAUCACUUUAUACAUGCAUACACACACUCUCUCUCACACACAUAUGGAUACAAAGAAAAACAGCUCUUGUCAAAAAAAGACUUUUAUCAUUAAUGUACUUCAUGCCUGCUCUCAGAAACUUUUCUUAUUUAAAGACUUUUAAAGAGGAUACGGUUACACAUGUACUCCACCAAUUAAAUCUGCUAUAAUAAAGGAAAUGGACUCUGGUUAAGCGGUACGUUUAAAAAAAAAAGAAAAGAAUCAAGACAGCUACGUGUGUGCCUUUUCUUUCAUCUUUAUCGUGUUUUUUUUUGCUUAUUUUCUUAUAAGCAAACAAAGCAGGAAGGUAAAUGUAAAUACAAUACUAUCAGCUUUGUAAUAAAUGCAAUCCCCCCCCCCCCCCCACCCUUUUACCGCCCCACCUCCUGUGUUUUGGACACCUUAAAGUCUCGACAAGCGAUGUGAAGUUAUGGAUAUUACUAUUACGUACGGUUGCACUAAAACAUAUUUUUAUAUGAGUGAAAUUUUAAAAAAUGGCUUUUUUUGUGUACAGCAGCAAUUCUAUAAUACUAUUUAUUAUUAUUGUUACCAUGUUUCAUAAAUUGUACAUUUUUUCUUAAAUGUCGUGGAUGCCUUUUUCUAUGUAAAGCAUGGGGUUUUUUGCUAUGGCUUACAUUAGGGCGAGGAUAUGUACACUGUAAUAUGGCUUUAUAUGUUAGACCUAUUUAUAUAUGUAUAAGUGAGGAGGUCUACUUUGGAGGUAUAUACACAUAGAAGUAAGAUUUACCAGAUAUUUACCCAGUAUAUGAAUACAUACGGUAUAUAGAAUCUAUCAUCUAUCUAUCUAUCUAUCUAUCUAUCUAUCUACCUAUCUAUCGUUCUAUCUAUCUAUCUAUCUAUCUAUCUAUCUAUCUAUCUAUCGUUCUAUCGUUCUAUCUAUCUAUCUAUCUAUCUAUCUAUCGUUCUAUCUAUUGUUCUAUCUAUCUGCACUUAACAUUUACGAUGAGAUUCACCUUACGGUAGUUUGCUUGUACAUUUUCUCCGCUGCCUGUCCCUGGUUGUGAUUUUUUCUCGUUUUUUACUCACUUUUCGUGGAAUUAUAUCUUGAGAUUUUUACGAUGCACAGACUCAGCAUUAAGUGAAUGAACAUGCCUUCUUGCACCGUGGUGUUUCUGCUCAAUUAUCUGUUUGUUUUUUUAACCCCUUUUUCCCCAAAUAUCGAUGUCACGUUAUAACAGGAAGCUCCACUUUCUAAAAAUAUUUCUUUAAUGAAGACAGUUUUAUUCGUCGGAUAUCUGAACGGGGAAACAUUCCAGUCCAUGUAAAUAUUCAGUCCCUUUACACACAUUUUUCUGGCAUUGAUGCACAUUGUUGCCAUGGCAAUCAACCCCUUAUUUAAUUGCGUUAUUUCUGGGGACACAUACACCAAACUCUCUGACGAAUGCACCUUAAAUUUCUUAGGAUCUCCGCUAUGAACGUCCCCGCACUAUGAUCUUUUUUUUUUGUUUGCAGCAAACUUUGAUUGAAAUGGAAAUGUUUAGGAGUGCUCUGAGCCCCAGAACUGUCUGAAAAAUAAUCAUAAUAAUACUUUGUGACAUUUAGGCUUUCUGCACUGCUUUUCUUUGACCCUCCUCCUCUUUGUAGCUAAGCAAUAUUUAGCCGAAAUUCUGCUCACCAGCAGGGAGUGUAUUUGUUGCAAGGCAACGAUAAGCGUUCUUAAAAAUCCUAAAAUCAGGAGAAGAAGGGUGAUUUCAGUGACACAACUCUUUUGUCUUCGGACAGUUUUGGGUGGAGUCGGGCAGGCUGCAAUGUGAGUGUGUAUCUGUACUCUGUAUCGGUGUGUAUCGACCAGUAUAUCCUCUUCUUACGACUCUUUUCUAUUUGGAUCCUCCCUCUGUUAUGUACACUUAUCAAGACGACAAUGAUGUCUUUAAAAAAAAUCUCUUUCUCUCUUUCAAAGAUAUCAAAAAGCACAAGUCAUUGUAUAGGAAUGACGACAAUACAAAAAAAAGAAAAGUAAAAAAAAAGGUAAACGUGCGUAUAAAAGGGUAACUUUUGUGAUGGUGUUCUGUGGAAUUAAUACAUAUACCAUGUAUGACCCCAGUGGCAAGGAGGAAUCGCAGUAGAAGUGGAAAAGUGGAUUGUUGUUUUCAAAUAAAUAUGAAUAGAAUCA
This is a messenger RNA of Trematomus bernacchii (emerald rockcod), 10298 nucleotides long. RefSeq names its product HIVEP zinc finger 2a (gene hivep2a). Gene Ontology annotation, cellular component: nucleus. Gene Ontology annotation, biological process: regulation of transcription by RNA polymerase II. Bases 905 to 8059 code for a protein of 2384 amino acids. The record is from RefSeq and is a predicted model, not a curated record. The transcript has 17 exons. NCBI's taxonomy places the organism in Eukaryota, Metazoa, Chordata, Actinopteri, Perciformes, Nototheniidae. Gene Ontology annotation, molecular function: DNA-binding transcription factor activity, RNA polymerase II-specific; RNA polymerase II cis-regulatory region sequence-specific DNA binding.